GUGAUUUUAAGCUUAUAUUAAGUACUAAUGGGGCAGUCAGUGGAGAGUAGCCCGGUAGUAGCCGAUGUGGAGCUAAAAGAGACUGAGGAGCUUCCUCUGUUAGCCAGAAUUAUCAACCACAUCCUCACCCCUGGCUCCUCCUUGACGCCAUUUAUGUGGAUUUCCUUUAACGUUAUUAUGUGUGGCUUGUUUUUGCUAUGGCUUCUUUUUGUCAUUUCAAUGCCAACAUGUAUCCAUGUGUGGGUGUUUGGUUUUUUAGGCUUAGGAUUGACACUUUCAACGAAUUGGUUUAUGAAGAUUGUAUUCAGUAGCGGUAUGAAUUUUGCACCGCAACAGGCUAGUGACACUGAGAGGGUGAUGACAGAGAAAAAGAGAAGUUAG
This is a messenger RNA of Phytomonas sp. EM1, 381 nucleotides long. The record is from the annotation of a GenBank genome assembly. Lineage: Eukaryota; Euglenozoa; Kinetoplastea; Trypanosomatida; Trypanosomatidae.